Molecule: messenger RNA, 4629 nt
Organism: Acanthosepion pharaonis
Lineage: Eukaryota; Metazoa; Mollusca; Cephalopoda; Sepiida; Sepiidae
Source: the annotation of a GenBank genome assembly
AUGUCACUGUAUGUUCUCCUAGGCAACCACUUCACUCGGUGGAGGAGAGCACCUCCAUCUAAAACAAACAUUGUUCCAAAUACGAAUAAUUCUUCCGCUUCAUCUUGUCCUACGUCUCCUCCGCUUUCCUUCGUGUCUGACAUUUUCUUUUUUUUCUUUUUUUUACAAUUCCUCCUCCUCCUACUUCCUCUUCUUGUCCCAUGUGUCUUCUUUUUUUCUUCUUGUCUUUUACGACCCCCUUCUUCUUCUCUUCUUGUCCAUGUGUACGUCUUGUCCUCCGACCUUUCCUUCUUCUUGUCUUACAUUUUUUUCCUUCAUUUUUUUUUUACGACUCCUCCUUCUCCUUCCUCUUCUUGUCCCAUGUGUCCUCUUCUUUUUCUUCUUGUCCACGACCCCAUCCUCUUCUUGUCCUACGUCUCCUCCGCUUUCCUUCUUUUGUCUUACAUUUUUUUUUUCUUUUUUUUUCCUCCUUUCCUUUCUUUUUACCAUGUGUCCUCUUCUUUUUUUUCUUGUCCUACGACCCCAUCCUUCUUGUCCUACGUCUCCUCCGUCCUUCUUCUUGUCUUACAUUUUUUUUUCUUUUUUUUACGUCCUCCUUCCCCUUCCUCUUCUUGUUGUCCUACUUCUUUUUCUUCUUGUCCCACAACCCCAUUCUUCUUUGUCCUACGUCUCCUCCGCUUUUUCUUUUUCUUACAUUUUUUUUCCUUCUUUUUUUUACGACUCCUCCUUCUCCUUCCUCUUCUUGUACCAUGUGUCCUCUUCUUUUUCUUCUUGUCCUACAACCCCAUUCCUCUUCUUGUCCCUACGUCUCCUCCGCUUUCCUUCUUCUUGUCUUACAUUUUCUUUUUUCCUUCUUUUUUACUCCUCCUCCUUCUCCUUCCUCUUCUUGUCCCAUGUGUCCCUUCUUUUUCUUCUUGUCCCACAACCCCAUCCUCUUCUUGUCCUACGUCUCCUCCGCUUUCCUUCUUCUUGUCUUACAUUUUCUUUUUCUUAUUUUUUUACGACUCCUCCUUCUCCUUCCUCUUCUUGUACCAUGUGUCCUCUUCUUUUUCUUCUUGUCCUACAACCCCAUUCCUCUUCUUGUCCUACGUCUCCUCCGCUUUCCUUCUUCUUGUCUUACAUUUUUUCUUUUUUCUUAUUUUUACGACUCCUCCUUCUCCUUCCUCUUCUUGUACCAUGUGUCCUCUUCUUUUUUCUUCUUGUCCCACAACCCCAUUCCUCUUCUUGUCCUACGUCUCCUCCGCUUUCCUUAUUCUUGUCUUACAUUUUCUUUCCUUAUUUUUUACGACUCCUCCUUCUCCUUCCUCUUCUUGUACCAUGUGUCCUCUUCUUUUUUCUUCUUGUCCCACGACCCCAUUCCUCUUCUUGUCCCUACGUCUCCUCCGCUUUCCUUCUUCUUGUCUUACAUUUUCUUUUCCUUCUUUUUUACGACUCCUUCUCCUUCCUCUUCUUGUACCAUGUGUCCUCUUCUUUUUUCUUCUUGUCCUACGACCCCUUCCUCUUCUUGUCCUACGUCUCCUCCGCUUUCCUUCUUCUUGUCUUACAUUUUCUUUUUUCUUUUUUACGACUCCUCCUUCUCCUUCCUCUUCUUACCAUGUGUCCUCUUCUUUUUCUUCUUGUCCUACGACCCCCCUUCCUCUUCUUGUCCUACGUCUCCUCCGCUUUCCUUCUUCUUGUCUUUAUAUUUUCUUUUCCUUUCUUUUUACGACUCCUCCUUCUCCUUCCUCUUCUUGUACCAUGUGUCCCUUCUUUUUUUUCCUUGUCCUACGACCCCCCUCUUCUUGUCCCUUUUUCUUCAUGUUUCCUUUCUUCUUUUUUUACUUGUCCUUUUUUACGACCCCUUCUUCCUUCUUCUUGUCCCAUGUGUCCUCCUUUUCUUGUCCUACUUCUUGUCUUACAUUUCCUUCUUCUUGUCUUACAUUUUCUUUUCCUUCUUUUUUACGACUCCUCCUUCUCCUUCCUCUUCUUGUACCAUGUGUCCUCUUCUUUUCUUCUUGUCCCACAACCCCUUCCUCUUCUUGUCCUACGUCUCCUCCGCUUUCCUUCUUCUUGUCUUACAUUUUCUUUUCCUUAUUUUUUUACGACUCCUCCUUCUCCUUCCUCUUCUUGUACCAUGUGUCCUCUUCUUUUUCUUGUUGUCCUACAACCCCCUUCCUCUUCUUGUCCUACGUCUCCUCCGCUUUCCUUCUUCUUGUCUUACAUUUUCUUUUUCUUAUUUUUUUACGACUCCUCCUUCUCCUUCCCUUCUUGUACCAUGUGUCCUUCUUUUCUUCUUGUCCUAUGACCCCCUUCCUCUUCUUGUCCUACGUCUCCUUGUUUUCCUUCUUCUUGUCUUACAUUUUCUUUUUUUCUUAUUUUUUUACGACUCCUCCUUCUCCUUCCUCUUCUUGUACCAUGUGUCCUGUUCUUUUUCUUUUUGUCCUACGACCCCAUCCUCUUCUUGUCCUACGUCUCCUCCGCUUUCCUUCUUCUUGUCUUACAUUUUCUUUUCCUUUUUUUUUUACGACUCCUCCUUCUCCUUCCUCUUCUUGUCCCAUGUGUCCUCUUCUUUUUCUUCUUGUCCCUACAACCCCAUUCCUCUUCUUGUCCUACGUCUCCUCCGCUUUCCUUCUUCUUGUCUCACAUUUUUUUUUUCCUUAUUUUUUUUUACGACUCCUCCUUCUCCUUCCUCUUCUUGUCCCAUGUGUCCUCUUCUUUUUCUUGUUGUCCUACAACCCCAUUCCUCUUCUUGUCCUACGUCUCCUCCGCUUUCCUUCUUCUUGUCUUACAUUUUCUUUUCCUUCUUUUUUACGACUCCUCCUUCUCCUUCCUCUUCUUGUACCAUGUGUCCUCUUCUUUUUCUUCUUGUCCUACGACCCCCUUCCUCUUCUUGUCCUACGUCUCCUCCGCUUUCCUUCUUCUUGUCUUACAUUUUCUUUUUCUUAUUUUUUUACGACUCCUCCUUCUCCUUCCUCUUCUUGUACCAUGUGUCCUCUUCUUUUUCUUGUUGUCCUACGACCCCAUCCUCUUCUUGUCCUACGUCUCCUCCGCUUUCCUUCUUCUUGUCUUACAUUUUCUUUUCCUUCUUUUUUACGACUCCUCCUUCUCCUUCCUCUUCUUGUCCCAUGUGUCCUCUUCUUUUUCUUCUUGUCCUACAACCCCAUUCCUCUUCUUGUCCUACGUCUCCUCCGCUUUCCUUCUUCUUGUCUUACAUUUUCUUUUUCUUAUUUUUUUACGACUCCUCCUUCUCCUUCCUCUUCUUGUACCAUGUGUCCUCUUCUUUUUCUUCUUGUCCUACAACCCCAUUCCUCUUCUUGUCCUACGUCUCCUCCGCUUUCCUUCUUCUUGUCUUACAUUUUCUUUUCCUUCUUUUUUACGACUCCUCCUUCUCCUUCCUCUUCUUGUCCCAUGUGUCCUCUUCUUUUACUUCUUGUCCUACAACCCCAUUCCUCUUCUUGUCCUACGUCUCCUCCGCUUUCCUUCUUCUUGUCUUACAUUUUCUUUUCCUUCUUUUUUACGACUCCUCCUUCUCCUUCCUCUUCUUGUCCCAUGUGUCCUCUUCUUUUUCUUCUUGUCCUACAACCCCAUUCCUCUUCUUGUCCUACGUCUCCUCCGCUUUCCUUCUUCUUGUCUUACAUUUUCUUUUCCUUCUUUUUUACGACUCCUCCUUCUCCUUCCUCUUCUUGUACCAUGUGUCCUCUUCUUUUACUUCUUGUCCUACAACCCCCUUCCUCUUCUUGUCCUACGUCUCCUCCGCUUUCCUUCUUCUUGUCUUACAUUUUCUUUUUCUUAUUUUUUUACGACUCCUCCUUCUCCUUCCUCUUCUUGUACCAUGUGUCCUCUUCUUUUUCUUCUUGUCCUACGACCCCCUUCCUCUUCUUGUCCUACGUCUCCUCCGCUUUCCUUCUUCUUGUCUUACAUUUUCUUUUUCCUUAUUUUUUACGACUCCUCCUUCUCCUUCCUCUUCUUGUACCAUGUGUCCUCUUCUUUUUCUUCUUGUCCUACGACCCCAUUCCUCUUCUUGUCCUACGUCUCCUCCGCUUUCCUUCUUCUUGUCUUACAUUUUCUUUUCCUUCUUUUUUACGACUCCUCCUUCUCCUUCCUCUUCUUGUCCCAUGUGUCCUCUUCUUUUACUUCUUGUCCUACGACCCCCUUCCUCUUCUUGUCCUACGUCUCCUCCGCUUUCCUUCUUCUUGUCUUACAUUUUCUUUUCCUUCUUUUUUACGACUCCUCCUUCUCCUUCCUCUUCUUGUCCCAUGUGUCCUCUUCUUUUACUUCUUGUCCCCUGACCCCAUUCCUCUUCUUGUCCUACGUCUCCUCCGCUUUCCUUCUUCUUGUCUUACAUUUUCUUUUCCUUCUUUUUUACGACUCCUCCUUCUCCUUCCUCUUCUUGUCCCAUGUGUCCUCUUCUUUUACUUCUUGUCCUACAACCCCAUUCCUCUUCUUGUCCUACGUCUCCUCCGCUUUCCUUCUUCUUGUCUUACAUUUUCUUUUUCUUAUUUUUUUUUGCCACUACUCCAUCUCCUUCCUCUUCUUGUCCCAUGUGUCCUCUUCUUUUACUUCUUGUUCUACGACCCCCUUCCUCUUCUUCUACUACGUCUCCUGCUCUUCUCGCAAGUUUGUUCCUUCUUAUUAGAGAUCAAAAUCUGA